AUGUCGCCGUCGCCGCCGCCCUGGUUCCCGCCCGGACCCCAGCCCUCCGUCUCCCCGCACCCACCACCGCCUCCCGCCCCUCCUCCGUGUGGCCCCUCACCCCGACCGCCGGCCGUCCAGCUCGGCUCCUCUCGCUCGCCCGCCGCGCGCCUGUCGCCGCCGCCUCCCUGGCUAUCCCAAGAUACAGGGGUUGCGAUGCCCGGUGCCAACAUUGUUACCCAGAACGAUCUACUCAUCGUUGGCCCAGGUGUGCUUGGGCGACUGGUAGCCGAGAAGUGGCUAAAGGAACAUCCAGGAUGCAAAGUUUAUGGCCAGACCGCAAGCACAGACCAUCACAGCGAGCUAACCGAUAUUGGCAUCAUUCCCUCCUUGAAGGGAUCCACUAUCUCUCAAAAGGCUCCAUAUGUUAUUUUCUGUGCACCCCCAUCUCGUUCUGAUGAUUACCCUGGCGAUUUGAGAGUGGCUGCCUCAAAUUGGAAUGGAGAAGGUUCUUUCCUGUUUACGUCGAGUACUGCUCUUUAUGACUGCAGUGACAACAGAUUGUGCAACGAGGAUUGUCCAUCUAUUCCUGUUGGCAGGGGUCCUCGUACUGAUGUUCUUCUUAGAGCAGAAAAUGUUGUUCUGGAGGCAGGAGGCUGUGUUCUCAGGCUAGCAGGACUUUAUAAAAUAGAUAGAGGUGCUCAUUAUUUCUGGUUGAGGAAGGGAACACUGGACUCACGACCAGAUCAUAUUAUCAAUCAGAUCCAUUAUGAGGAUGCUGCGUCCCUUGCAAUUGCCAUUAUGAAAAAGAGACCUCGGGGUCGUAUAUUUUUGGGCUGUGACAAUAAGCCUCUUUCCAGGCAAGAAAUAAUGGACGCUGUUAACAAAAGUGGGAAAUUCGACACGGAAUUCCACGGUUUCACUGUACCGACGGUCCAUUGGGGAAGAGGAUGGAGAAUUCGAAAACCCGGGCCGACAUUGGGUGGGAGCCCAAAUACCCAAGCUUCACAGAGUUUCUCGGCGUCGACAGUUAGUACCCGGUCGCACACGUUGAGCAAUUCUUCUUGUUACCCUGAGUGA
Triticum turgidum subsp. durum (durum wheat) is the source of this 1059-nucleotide messenger RNA. Lineage: Eukaryota; Viridiplantae; Streptophyta; Magnoliopsida; Poales; Poaceae. The record is from the annotation of a GenBank genome assembly.